GUCAUGCGGAAGUAAUCUAGCCAAUAUGGCUGCGUCCUUGACCGGCAUGUUUUGGUUUCAGCGAAGUGAUAAACAUGCGCUGUAGUUGUAAAUUUACGGAGAGGUUGAGUGUUAAUAGAGCCCAGUAAAGGGAAAAUGGAGAGACGACAGUUCGUCGCGUCUCUGGUGGCAGGAGGCUGUGCCGGGAUGUGUGUGGAUCUGACCCUGUUCCCAUUAGACACCAUUAAGACCAGACUGCAGAGUCAGCAGGGCUUCCACAAAGCGGGAGGCUUCAGGGGGAUCUACGCCGGGGUGCCGUCUGCCGCAGUCGGAUCCUUCCCCAAUGCCGCUGCGUUCUUUGUCACCUACGAGUGCACCAAGUCCCUCCUCGGCGCCAGCGGAGCUUUCGCAGCGCCGCGCGCGGCACCUGUCAGUCACAUGCUGGCCGCCUCCCUGGGAGAACUAGUGGCGUGUUUGAUCCGGGUGCCUACAGAAGUGGUGAAGCAGAGAACCCAGGCCUCUCCCUCAUCCACCACCUACAACAUGCUGCUGGCUACAUUCAGAGAGGAGGGUGUUCGAGGUCUUUACAGAGGAUACGGCAGUACAGUUCUCAGAGAGAUCCCAUUCUCACUGGUGCAGUUUCCGCUCUGGGAAUAUUUAAAGACGCUGUGGUGGAAGAGGCGAGGUCACACGCUCCACUCUUGGCAAUCAGCGGUGUGCGGAGCUUUUGCAGGCGCGGUGGCAGCCUUCGUCACCACCCCUCUCGACGUGGCGAAGACCAGGAUCAUGCUGGCCAAGGCUGUUUGCAGGCAGCGUCCCGAGGACGGCCUUCAUCAGCGUGGGAGGCUUCAUCUUCCUGGGAGCGUACGAAAAGGUCCGCCGCACUUUACUAUAGCGGAGCUUCAUGGCACUAACACACACACACACACACACACAGCGGCCCCUCGGUGUCGCCUGGCAGCUUGGGGAACGCUACCAGCUCAGUGCCCUGAGGAUUCGAAGCUGACUACAUUACCCAGGAUGCUGCAUUCCGGGUGGAUAACGUGGAAAAGACUCUUAGCAGCAUUUAUGAUUCUGUCCUGUAAUAUUGGAAUGGAUUUUGGAAUUAAAGACUCACUUUUAUACAUCUUGUAAUUUUUUUUUUUCCUGUCACACUCUAGACUCCGGUCCUACGACAUUUAAUGUCCGUUUGUUUAAUGUUUUAUCCAUAUUUUCUCCUCUCUAUUGAGCUCAGCCACCUGCGUAAAAGACCCACCCUGGAGACGCAGCGAUAUGUCACCGUUGUUACAUUCCAACCAGAGCAAAGCUGACCUCAUCCCACCUACGAGAGCCGUAUUUUUUCCCCCUGAGACGCCGCCAACAAUAGAGCACUUUGUUGAAUUAACAAGCCUGUGGGGUUUGAUCUGGAGGCUCAGCUGCUCCACACAAGAUUCUUCAUUACAACUCGAGGUCUUACCUGUCAUGACUUUAUUGUGCCUUUCCUCAGCUAGGUGGAAAACAUGGAAGGAUCUGAGGGAAACGGGUGGGGGGAUUUUUUUUUUUUGAAUGUGUAAAUUUUACUGGAUUUAGAUGGUGGAUGUCCUCUGAAAGUAUUAGCAUUUAGCAUCAAACUUUAGCAAGAAACCAACUACAGCUUGACUAGAUCAUGAGUUAAACCCACAAUGCAUCAGUUCAUACCUGCUGUUGUGCAUGAUGUGCGGUAAGUUGCGUUAGUAAAUGAAUAUUUGCUUGGUGAAUGGGGCACCAAAACUGGCUCUAGCGCAGCGGCUCACGUCCUUGUAGAUCCCUGCCGAUGUUCUUUAAUUUCUGCAGAUCAGAUCGUGAUGUUUUUUUUUGUUUUUUUUUUUUUAAAAGUCUGUUAGCCUACUUCAUGCUGGCCUAUUUAAGUAAUUUUUAAUUUUUUUAUUAUUAUUAUUUGUUAAUAAAACAUAUUGACCAGUCACACACAUAUGGGCCUGUCUGUGUUUUUGUUCUCAGUCAAAUUAUCUUUGCUCAUUUUACUUUGACAAUCCGAAACCGUUAAGGAGGCAAAUGCUUUCCCACAAUGCCAUAUUACUGCAUUGAUUUGGCAUUUUAGAUUCCUAAUACGCCGCUGCGAUGAGAAAUGCGUCUGGGUUCUAAGUUGGUCACAGAAGAAACUCCUGAAUAUUUUCCUACUUGCGGGCCGAGCCAGGCAUAUGGCUUUGAUUCGGUUUGCAAAGGUUUCUGAGACAUCAGCUGCUGGGAUCCGCGACUUGCAUGCACAUUUAAUUUCUGCGUUUGGUCUCCUACUACAGCAGAGCGUCUGUUUUCUACCUCGCUCCCUGCAAA
This is a messenger RNA of Gambusia affinis (western mosquitofish), 2289 nucleotides long. It is a transcript of the gene slc25a26, whose product is annotated as solute carrier family 25 member 26. The transcript is spliced from 9 exons. Gene Ontology annotation, biological process: transmembrane transport. The coding region runs from base 136 to 1113 and encodes 325 amino acids. Gene Ontology annotation, molecular function: S-adenosyl-L-methionine transmembrane transporter activity. Gene Ontology annotation, cellular component: mitochondrial inner membrane. Lineage: Eukaryota; Metazoa; Chordata; Actinopteri; Cyprinodontiformes; Poeciliidae. The record is from RefSeq and is a predicted model, not a curated record.